CAUGGGAACUUUCAGGUCCCCUGAAACUAGAGUUAGAGACAUUCGUGAGCUGCCAUGUGGGUGCUGGGAGUUGAACCUGGGACCUCUGGAAGAACAGCCAGUUCUCGUAACCACUGAGCCAUCUCUCCAGCUCCCGAGGUGUGCUUCUUACUGUGCCUUUUCACUUGGCUGGAGUUAGACAGGUCUUAUCUCCAGUCUCCCUGAUUUCCCAUAGGUAACAGACACGUGAUGGGGACACAUGCUAGUCUUCCAAAGGAGGCUGGUUGGGGGUGUCCAAAGGAGGCGGGGCAGGCCUGGUAAUGAGCUAGAGGGCUGGACUCCCAACCAGUAAGAACUAUGUAACAAAAGGACAAGGUCCAGGGGACAAGAGAAGUUGUUGGUAGUACCUGGUCAUAUUUGGGGAGUAGGCAGAUCCUGUUAAUAGCGGGAAGCUAGGGCUUCGGAGCUCUGGGUCGAGUUGGGACUACACGGCUCUCAGCCACUUCAGAAAGAGUCAGUGCCAUGGGUGUUUGGCCGAAACUGAUUUUCCUACUACUGUUGCUGCUUCUGCUGAUUGGCCUGAGGCAGCCCCCAUGGCCAGCAGCUAUGGCCCUGGCCCUCCGUUGGCUCCUGGGAGACCCCACGUGCUUUGUGCUGCUUGGUUCGGCCUUGUUGGCCAAACCCUGGAUCAGCUCCUGGAUGCCCCACUGGCUGAGUAUGGUAGCUGCCGCUCUCACAUUAACUCUGUCGCCUCCACAGCCACCCCCGGGGCUCCGCUGGCUCCACAAGGAUGUAGCCUUCACGGUUAAGAUGCUCUCCUGUGCCUUGAAAACUAGGCAAGCCCUUAACAAGCGACCUCCAGAGACCUUUGUGGAUGCUUUGGAGCGACAGGCACGUGAACGGCCUGACCAGGUGGCCUUAGUGUGUACGGGGUCUGGGGCCGGCUCCGUCACCAAUAGGCAGCUGAAUGUCAGGGCCUGCCAGGCAGCGUGGGCACUGAAAUCAAAGCUGAAGGAUGCCACCAGCCAGCAGGCCCGAGACAUUGCUGCCCUGUUAGUGCUCCCCUCCAAGAACAUCCCAGCUUUGACUGUGUUUCUGGGGUUGGCCAAGCUGGGUUGCCCUGUGGCCUGGAUCAACCCACAUGGCCGCGGGAUGCCCCUGCUACACUCUGUGCUGAGUUCUGGGGCCAGGGUGCUUAUUGUGGACCCAGACCUGCAUGAGAACUUGGAAGAAAUCCUCCCCAAGCUGCUAGCAGAAAACAUCUGCUGUUACUACCUUGGCCACAGCUCACCCACUCCAGGUGUGGAGGCUCUGGGGGCUGCCCUGGACUCAGCACCUUCGGACCCAGUACCUGCCAGUCUCCGAGCUAAGACCCAGCGGCGAAGCACCGCCUUACUCAUCUAUACCUCAGGAACCACUGGACUCCCAAAGCCAGCCAUUGUCUCAUAUGAGCGAGUCUCACUCAUGAGCAAGAUGACGUCGUUCUGUGGGGCCACCUCGGAUGAUGUGGUCUAUGUUGUUUUACCUCUGUACCAUGUGAGUGGCCUUGUCCUCGGAGUCCUGGGCUGCAUAGAACUUGGAGCCACCUGUGUCCUGGCCCCCAGGUUCUCUGCCUCUCGCUUCUGGGCUGAUUGUCGACAGCACCGUGUGACGGUGAUCCAGUAUGUGGGCGAGGUCCUUCGAUACCUGUGUAACGUACCUGAGCAACCAGAAGACAAGAAACAUACAGUCCACUUGGCAAUGGGCAACGGGCUUCGGAAAGAUGUGUGGGAAACCUUCCAGCAACGCUUUGGUCCCGUUCGGAUCUGGGAAUUCUACGGCUCCACAGAGGGCAACAUGGGCUUAAUGAACUAUGGGGAACGCUGCGGGGCAGCGGGCAAGACCAACUGCUUCCUUCGAAUGCUGAGUCCCUUUGAGCUUGUACAGUUUGACAUGGAGACGGCAGAGCCUUUGCGGGACAAACAGGGUUUCUGCAUCCCUGUGAGGUCAGGGGAGGCAGGACUCCUGUUGACCAAGGUACUAAAGAGUCAACCCUUUCUGGGCUACCGUGGUCCCCAGGAACAGUCCAAGCGGAAACUGGUUACGGAUGUGGGGCGCAGAGGAGACCUCUACUACAAUACUGGAGAUGUACUGUCCUUGGACAGAGAAGGCUUCUUCUACUUCCGGGACCGCCUGGGCGACACCUUCCGGUGGAAGGGUGAAAAUGUAUCCACUCGAGAGGUGGAGGGAGUGUUGUUGAGCUUAGAGUUCCUACAGGAAGUCAAUGUGUAUGGCGUGCCUGUGCCAGGGUGCGAAGGUAAGGUUGGCAUGGCUGCUGUGAAGCUGGCUCCUGGGCAGACGUUUGAUGGGCAGAAGCUGUACCAGCACGUCCAUUCCUGGCUCCCUGCUUACGCCACACCUCAUUUCAUCCGCAUCCAGGACUCCCUGGAGGUCACAGGCACCUUCAAGUUGGUGAAGGUACAACUGAUGCGUGAGGGUUUUGAUGUGGGAGUCAUUGCUGACCCCCUGUACAUACUGGACAGCAAGAACCAGACCUUCCGGAGUCUAACACCAGACACGUACAAGGCUGUGCGUGAGGGAACGUGGAAGCUAUGACCUCCUCACCUGAAAGGCUAUCCAAAAGUGUGGGAAUCGAUACUGGCCAGGGUUCUCGCCGUCAACGUCACAAAGUUGUCAGGAUCCCAGAUGCCCGUGGCCUAACAUCACUUAGGGAAUAAACUUGA
Molecule: messenger RNA, 2702 nt
Organism: Mesocricetus auratus (golden hamster)
Lineage: Eukaryota; Metazoa; Chordata; Mammalia; Rodentia; Cricetidae
Gene: Slc27a5
Product: solute carrier family 27 member 5
Exons: 10
Coding region: 502-2574 (690 amino acids)
Biological process (GO): ketone body biosynthetic process; bile acid biosynthetic process; triglyceride mobilization
Cellular component (GO): endoplasmic reticulum membrane; endoplasmic reticulum
Molecular function (GO): long-chain fatty acid transmembrane transporter activity; long-chain fatty acid-CoA ligase activity; fatty acid transmembrane transporter activity
Source: RefSeq, a predicted model, not a curated record